Lagopus muta (rock ptarmigan) is the source of this 1383-nucleotide messenger RNA. It is a transcript of the gene CASTOR2, whose product is annotated as cytosolic arginine sensor for mTORC1 subunit 2. The record is from RefSeq and is a predicted model, not a curated record. The transcript is spliced from 9 exons. Gene Ontology annotation, cellular component: cytosol. Bases 319 to 1308 code for a protein of 329 amino acids. NCBI's taxonomy places the organism in Eukaryota, Metazoa, Chordata, Aves, Galliformes, Phasianidae. Gene Ontology annotation, biological process: negative regulation of TORC1 signaling; cellular response to L-arginine.
GGCUUGAGUGGCAAGUUGUUUGUUCAGCGAGCCCAGCUGCUCGCCCCGCGCCGCUGCUCUGCCCGGCUCCGCUCCGCUCCCGCCCCGCAACUUCGGCACCCGCAUCCCCGCCCCCGGAGCCGGGUAGGGGGAGAAGGAGCCGAGGAGAGGGGAGGAAAAAAAGGAGAGGAAAAAAAAAAAAAGGAAAAAGAGGAAAAAACCAAAAAACAACCACUACCAACAAGGCAGCGACAAUAACAGCCCCCCCUCCCCCUCCCCAUUCAAAAACACAAAAUAAACCCCGGGGAUAGAUGAACUACAAAUGAGAAAGAGGAAAAGAUGGAACUGCACAUCCUAGAGCACAGGCUCAGAGUGGCCAGCAUAGCCAAGGAGAGCAUCCAGUUGUUUACCUAUGGAUUAAUCAAACUUGCUUUCCUGUCCUCCAAGACGAGGUGCAAGUUCUUCAGCCUCACGGAAACCCCCGAGGACUACACCAUCAUUGUGGAUGAAGAGGGCUUCCUAGAGCUCCCUUCCUCGGAGCACCUGAGCGUGGCCGAUGCCACAUGGCUUGCCCUCAACGUGGUGUCCGGCGGAGGAGGCUUCUCUGGCUCCCAGCCCAUCGGCGUGACCAAAAUUGCCAAGUCAGUCAUAGCACCACUAGCUGACCAAAACAUCUCAGUGUUCAUGCUCUCCACCUAUCAGACAGACUUCAUCUUGGUACGUGAGCGAGACCUGCCCUUCGUCAUGCACACGCUGGCUGCAGAGUUCACCAUCCUCAGAGUAGUGAACGGGGAGACGGUGGCCGCCGACGACCUUGGGAUAACAAAUGGAUUUGUCAAACCAAAAUUGGUUCAGAGGCCUGUCAUUCACCCCCUUUCCAGUCCGAGUAAUAUGUUCUGCGUCACCAGCCUGGACCCAGAUACCCUUCCCACUGUUGCUACACUCCUAAUGGAUGUCAUGUUUUACUCCAAUGGAGUAAAGGACUCGGUGGUGGGCAAUGAAGACUCGGGACACAUUCGCUUUUUCUCCUUUUCUCUCAUCGAGGGUUACAUCUCCUUGGUCAUGGAUGUCCAGACACAGCAGAGAUUUCCCAAUAAUUUGUUGUUUACAAGUGCAUCUGGUGAACUCUGGAAGAUGGUGCGGAUUGGUGGGCAGCCCCUUGGCUUCGAUGAAUGUGGAAUUGUCGCUCAGAUUUCUGAGCCUUUGGCCGCGGCCGACAUCCCAGCCUACUACAUCAGUACUUUUAAGUUUGAUCACGCGUUGGUACCUGAAGAAAAUAUAAACGGUGUGGUCAAUGCACUCCAAGUCAGUCAAGCUGAAAAGCAUUAGAAAUCUUCUGAGCUGGUUCCAGAUGCUUUUUAUUAUUAUUAUAAUUAUUAUUAUUAUUCUUUUUUUUUUUUUUUU